CGCAGGAGAGAAAUCGUCGGGAUAGUCACUUCUCCUCGGCGAGUCGGCGCCGCCGGAGUGUUUGUCUUCUCUCGCGAGAGAUAGAGAACGAGUCUCAGUCGCGCGCGCACCAAGUGCAUCUUCUAGCUCAGUGAGGUGCGGUGAAGGACGGAGAGUGAUUUUUUUUUCUGUGAAAUAUACUCGAGUAUAACAACAAAUAACAGAGAGAGAGAGAGAGAGAGAGAGGCAGUGAGAUUCCGGCAUGUUCGCGUGUGCAUACCGCAGGACCGGGACAUCGUCGGCGCAGUGCAGCUGAGAGUCUAUCCGAUACACACAGUCGUCCCAGUGCGGCAUGGAUUUCUCCGUGAAAGGUGAGCGAUGACAGCCGAGACUGGACCUGAUCAUCACCGCGACGGCGAUAGGCAAACGGAUGUUGCAUCAUCGGCACUGUGCAACCUUUUCAUUUCCAAGGUCGAGUCAGAGCAGCAGCAGCAGCAGCAGCAGCAGCAGCAGCAGCAGCAAAGCCCCACACAGCAGUCAGGAGCAGAAGGAAGCCACCCGUGUCCAGCCUGUCCGACGGUGCUGUCGAGUUCUCGGGAGCUGACGCACCACCUGCGCGGCCACAACUCGCCCCGAAGCACGACCGACUGCAGCGGCGAGGAGGUCGACUACGCCUGCGGCGUCUGCCACAAGGUCCUCAGCUCGGCCAGCUCCCUCGACCGACACGUACUCGUGCACUCCGGCGAGCGGCCCUUCAAGUGCAAGUACUGUGAAAUGGCCUUCACGACCAACGGCAACAUGAACAGGCACCUGAGGACGGCCCACAGGACGGCCUCGCCGUCCCACAGCUGCACCGACUCCGAGGCCAGCAGCGACUCCGAGCGACCGCUCAACAAGCGCAGACUCGUGCAGGACGAGUACAACAACAACGACGUCGCCAAGCGCAACUCGCCCGAGCUCCUCGUCUCCUCCCAGGCGAAGCGCCGCUGCCCGGACUACGCCGACGAGGCCGACAGCCAGCGCAGGCACAAGAUCCUGCUGGGCAACGCCAGGAGCGAGAUCCGCGGCGGCUACUCUGACUCUACCGCGCCGCCCGACGGGCUCCUCGGCUGCGCCGUCUGCGGCCUCCAUGACUUCGCCGCGGCCGAACAGCUCGAGGCCCACAUGGAGCGCCAGCACCCGGACGUGCCGGCCAGGUGCGAGAGCUGCAGCCUUGGCUUCAAGAACAAUAGGGCGCUCAUCCUCCACCGCUUCAUGCUCCACUUGGGCGAGGGUGCCCGCAAGCGCCUGCGCAACUCCGUCGUCGGAUUCAACGACCUCACAUUCGUCGACUUCUCUUCCGAUAAGUUCCCCACCAUCGCCCGGGCCGUCUGCGAGCAGUCGCUGCACCGGCCAGCCACCGGCAAGGCCUACCAGUGCUCCAAGUGCCUGCGGGCCUUCCCCUGCCGCUCGGCCCUCGACGCCCACGAGACCGACUGCGGCAGGGCCGGCGAGCAGCAGCCGCUGCUGCAGGACCAGUCGGGCCGCGACGACUUCUUCGCCGGGCUGGACCUGCAGAACAAUGCCAUCCCCGAGACCAAGGAACAGGGCAAGGACCUCGCCGACAUCCAGAGCAUCAUCAACAACACCGCCGGACCGAUCCUCCAGACCCUCAACCGCGACGACGCCUGCACGCCCGACAACUGCAAGAUCAAGCUGAGCUUCGGCUCGUCCGGCUCCUCGGGCACGCCCUGCUCCGAGUCCUACCACGAGGAGGAGGCCCAGGACGCAUUUGCCGCCGAAUUUCGCAAGAUGAAGAUGAAGGGCGAGUUCCCGUGCCGGCUCUGCAGCGCCGUGUUCCCCAAUCUGCGCGCCCUCAAGGGCCACAACCGCGCCCACAUGGGCGUGGGACCGGGCAUGCCCUAUCCCUGCAACAUGUGUCCCUACAGCAGUACCGAUAAGCAGACCCUUACAAGGCACCUCAGGUCGCACAACGGCGACCGGCCCUACGAAUGCUCGCUCUGCAACUACGCCUUCACCACCAAGGCCAACUGCGAGCGGCACGUGAGGAACCGGCACGGCAAGCUCUCACGCGAGGAGAUCAAGAGCGUGCUCAUCUACCACCCCAGCGAGGACUCCACCAACGACGGCAGCCUCGAGCGAGCCUCGCCCCGGGGACCCUCGCACGUGCGCGACGAGGUGCGCAAGACCCUGGUCUACCCCAGCGAGCGAGACGAGCUGCCGAUCAGCCAGUAUCCCCAGGCCGGCGAGCUGAGGAUCAAGGACGAGGCCAAGCUCAGGCAGCCAGGACUGCCGGGACUCCACGCCAUCGGCAGCCACGAGCUCUUCCCCAGGCCACCCCAGCAGCCCCUCGAGCUGACCUACCGCGGCGACGAGCGGCAGCUAGCCGAGAGCGAGGUCAAGGAGGAGGACCUCGACUCGAGGUCGUCGGACGGCAGCGUGUCUCUAGUCAGCGAAGCCAAAACGGACGCCGCACACCAAAGAAUUCAGGCCAGUCCCAUGGACCUGAAGAAGUCGAGCAACCCUGUCUCCCAGGCCGAAGAUGCGCCGCUCGACCUCAGCAUGGACGUGCUGGACCUCAGCCGCAAGGCCAAGGCUGCCGCAGCCGCCGCCGCGGCUCUCAAGGCCGAAGGAGCCAACGGCGAGAAUUUGAAAACGCAGGAGGGCAAGGACCUCUACAACACGACCAAUCAGCUACUGCUGACCCAAGCUCUGCUCAAGGCCGGACAGACCCAGCAGCCCUCCUCGCUCGAAGCAUUCUACGCCAAUGCUCAAAUGCUCUACCGGAACUUUGGAACGUUCCCCGCGGCGGCCGCCGGUAUCCUCCAGCCGUACCUCUUCAACCCGCACCUCUUCGGCCAGGACUACGCCAUGAAGGACAGGAUGCAGAAGGAGCUGAUCCGCGGACUCCAGACCAGCGGGGGUAGCCUCGUGGAGCCCCAGGCUCCGAGCUACGGCGCCGCUGCCUUCCCCCAGCAGAGCGGCCGUCAGCCGGACCAGAACAACUCCGGCUACGCCAAUCUCAUGUCCUCCGCCAAGCUCAUCAGCAAGAGCUUGACGCCGUCGUCCAGGGACAAGAACCUGGACGGCAACUCGCAGUCGUCCAACUCCGUGAAGAUGGUGAUCAAGAACGGCGUGCUCAUGCCCAAGCAGAAGCAGCGACGCUACAGAACCGAGCGUCCCUUCACCUGCGAGCACUGCUCGGCCAGGUUCACCCUGCGUAGCAACAUGGAGCGACACAUUAAGCAGCAGCACCCUCAGCACUGGAGCCAGAGACCCAGGGGCGGACACUCGACCCGAGGCAGACCGCCGGCGAAUCCGCCGACGCUUCUACAGAACCUCCAGGGCAGCUCGCACCAUCACGCCCAGCAGCAGUCCCAGUCCUACAGUGGACUAAUGCCGAAGCUCGGACAGCAAGUCCCUCCCGGUGACUACGGCAAGCACGCCAUAUCCGACCAGGUCAAGUACGCCAUCUUGGCCUCGCAGCUGAAGGGCGGCAGCAAGCCCGAGGAGAACGACUCCGACGAGGAGCUCGUCAUCGAUGAAGAGAAUGAGAAGGAGCACAGAGAACCCACCGAGAGGACGCUCAGUCUGCUCCGGGGCAAACUCGAGGCCAACAUCGAGAGCAAGGGCAGCGAGGACGUGGACACGAAGGAGGUCAGGGUCAAGGAGAAGAUCAAGCAGGAGAUCGACAGCCACAUCGAGCACAAGAACGACGAGCACGACGUGCUCAACACCAAAGAGCGGGACGACGAGUCCGAUGAGGAGGAGGAUGACGACGAGGUCACCUCAAUCGUACCCGAGGCCAUGGUCAAGACCGAGCUGCGCGAUCUCAAGGAGGACCAGGAGGAUCUGGCCAGCGUGUCCGAGAUCCUGGACAACGCUUCCCAGCACUACCAGCACUUCCAGUCGCAGUACAUGAGCGACGAGGAGGGCCUGGUUGCCUCGACGAGCGACUGCAACCAGUCGGGCAGCGACGAGAAGUCCGACUCGGUCAACUCGGCCAACUCCGGACACUCGUCCUGCUCGAAGAAGAAGAAGAAGAAGAUGAAGAAAAAGAAGAAGAAGAAGUCCGCUUACUCGAUGGCCCCCAACCGAGUGAUCUGCCCGUACUGCGAGCGUCCUUUCCCCUGGACCUCCUCGCUGCGCCGUCACAUUCUCACGCAUACGGGCCAGAAGCCCUUCCAGUGCAUGCACUGUUCCCUUCUCUUUACCACUAAGUCCAACUGCGAUCGUCACCUGCUGCGCAAGCACAAGAACAAGAUCGAGAAGCUGCGCAGAACCCGCAGCACCUCGUCGCCGGAGCUCCAGGAGCCACCGAGCAUCAACAACAACAGCAGCCAGUUCGCCAUGAGGAACGUGCCCGAGCGGCCCUACAAGUGCAACCAGUGCCCCAGCUCGACCUUCUCAACCCUCGGCAAUCUCAAGAAACACAAGUCCUCGAAGCACCAGUACCAGCAGCGCCAUACAGGCCCGAAAUCGCGUCCGGACUCGCCCUGCAGCGAACCCCAGCACAGUCCCCAGGACUGCAGUCCAGCUCAGAACGAGGCUCAAGUCCAGGACGAGUCCGUCCACCCGACCCAGCAGUGCAACGUCCAGGAGUGCGCCGAGCCUCAGGACUGCCAUAAACAGCAGCAGCAAGGUACCGACCAGAGCGGCUACGAGAGCCAGUCGUCCGGGGUCUCUGAUAACAUGGCCGAGAACCUGGCCGACCGCCUCGAGGGUAUGAGCUCCACGCCGAUCGCCGAUCCAGCCAAGAACGGCAUCAACAACAACAACAACAACAACAACGCAUCCAGGAAGAACUCGCCUACUUCGUCGCCGGGACCCAACAACAGCGGCAACAGCAGCGCCAACAACUCCGAAGCUGCGCCUUUCAAGUGCCACCUCUGCGACAGCGGCUUCUCCGAGAGGAACGACUGCCUCGAGCACAUCAAGGACAACCACGAGCGCUCCUACGAGAUGCUCGUCGCCAAGGGUGCCCUGGAAAUGGACUUUGACGGUGCCGACGAGCCCAUGCCACCGCAGCCACCACCGCCACCCCAGAACCCUAGCGAUGGCGAGGGCAGGCGGUUCCCCGACUACAGCAACAGAAAGGUCGUCUGCGCCUUCUGCAUGCGUCGCUUCUGGUCGGCCGAGGACCUCCGUCGCCACAUGCGCACCCACACGGGCGAACGCCCGUUCUCAUGCGACAUCUGCUGCCGGCGCUUCACCCUGAAGCACAGCAUGCUUCGCCACCGCAAGAAAUGCGAGUCGUGCGUCGACUCCAGCAUGUACGUGGGCACGAGCGGCGACGAGGACACGGGCAUGAGCCAACCGCCCACGAUAACGCCUCGCUCUCAGCAACACUCGUCCCAGAUGGCGCAGCAACAGCAGCGCACCUCACUACCCCAGGUCGCGAGCGUCGCCACUGCCGACGCUGCGCCCAGUGGACUCAUGCGCUUCAAUCCUUACGAGAAGCUGACCACCCUCACGGGUAAACUCACCGCCGGUGUUUCUCCAAGCGUCGACGCCGGCGACAACAGCGACAACAGCGAUCUCAUCUCCAACCUACUCGGCAUCGGGGACAAGAACUUGAUCGACCGGGUACUUCAAUCCUCGGUGGACGACGCCGCCAAGCUUCUGGGUGUCAAGGCACACCACGAAUGAGGUCUGAGGAGUAGAGCUGGGCGCUCGAGGACUAAGCCCGCGGUGUAAGUGUCGUUGGCACGGCAUUCGCUGAUAAAAUUAUAUAGGUAAAGCUUUUUGGAGAUGAUUGCAUCGAGGCUGUAUACUGAUUUAUACAUAUAACACUUGUACAUAAUAAAUGAGGCUUCGAUGCGAUGUGCUAUGAGACUCCAAAAGGCUUCGAAUCGCGUGUUAAGUGCGUCGGGAUAAGGCUGAAUCGUGUAUACUGACUGUAGAGUAAUUUAAUGCGAUCGACGCGAUGAGGUUCGACCUGGACUCGCCCUUUUGUUGUAACCGAGCGAGUCCACGUCGAUGCCUGAUAUAUAUUAACAUAAAUAUGCGUAUUUGAGUUUAAAACGAGAGAGAAGGUAAUAAGAGAGCGAUGCCGUCCAAUGAUUUACAUCACACGCGAAACUACUUUAACGAUUGUAUAAACUCGGUAGAGACACACAAAGGUGCACAUUACGCAUGUAUCAGGUGCGAAACGAAGAAAGCAUUCCUUGCUUUCUUUUUUUUAAUUCUACUAUUAGUGUAAACAUAGUAUCUCGUAAAGUAAACAAUUUUCUCUCCAAAUAUUACGUAUAGUAUCUCAUCGUGUGUGUGUGUGUGUGUAACCGAGUCGCUCGUAUAUCGGUUCUUCUCUUACUUUUGGUGCGCACCGCGGAGUCGCGAUGUUUUUCCUCUUUCCUCGAGCACCGGAAGCGCGACGAAAAAAAAAAACAAUUACAGUAUAGAAAAAAAUAAAAUAAAAACAAUGAUGCUGAAUUACGCUUGUCGACCGAGCGAAACUUGUACUCGCUCUAUCGACAAUGCAAUUUCAUAUGUAUAGAUUGUGCCUACAACCUUAUAUGCAUAUAGGUAUAGGGUGACUCUUUCUCUUACAUAUCUAUGUGUGUCACGACGAAUGCCGCGGAAUGAAUUUGCAUGGAAGUGUAUACGUGCGCGCGAGUGAGAGCAAAAAAGAGCUCACCCUAUAUAAGGUACUUGUAAUGGCGAUUCUACAUAAUUAUUCUCUCUGUGAGUGUGUAAUACUGCUGUGUUUACGUGUAAAUACGAGACGACUGACUUCGUCUAGCGAUGUUAUACUGUACAUCUACGACUUAUAGCAAUUAUACAUACAUGCGCUCUCACUAUGCUAGCUCGUUAAGUUGUAAUUAAAUAAGUAACAAAGAGUAAAAAGUAAAAACAAAAAAUCUCGUCGAAUCUGCGAAGGCGAUUAUGAUUUAGAAAGAGAGAGUGUUAUUAUCAGCAGACGAGUAUAGAGGCAGCCCAAAGGGGCCUUAUUAAUGUUUAGGUAAAAAAUAAACAAUGAAGAUAAAACGAAAGAUGUGUAAUUUAUAUACGAUACAUAAAUAUAUAUAUAUAUGAUAUGAUAACGAGUAAAACGGCGAUCGACGAGCUGUGCGUCGCGAUUGACACGCGUACCAGGCUCGUCGCUCGUGUUCGAAUCCAAAGAGAGGUUUUGCGCUCAGCAAACCCACACUUAUUAAUUAUUGUAAUUCUUUAUUAUGAGCAUGAUUUUUAUUAUUAUUAUUAUUAUCAUUAUUAGGAGAAAACUUUUAAGAUGAUCGAUGCUGAGAGUGACAACGAAUUAAGGAUAGCCAUAUAUAAAUAUAUAUAUAUUAUGUAUAUCGACGAAUUAGAGAAAGGAAAAAUAUAGAAUUCUUAUAUAUGUGUACAUUAUAUAUGCGAAGAUGAACUUUUUAGGUUUCUUUAUUAUUUAUUUCUAUGAUGUUGCAUUGCGUCGAUAACAUUGAUUAUGAAAAAAUACGAAAAGAAAAUUAUGCAAAAAAAAAAGCGAAUUGAGGUGAACUAUGCGUAUAAGGAUGUUAAAUAUAGCAUUGUUUUCUCUUCUGUAAACUCUCUUCGCCUCGAUUUUAAGUAUACAAAAGGUCUAUAAUUUGUAAAUUUGACAUGUAUAAUGAUGAGUCAUUAAUCGAAUCGUACAAAGCGAAGUAUCAAUAAAAGUAUGUCCCUCUAUGAGAAAUUUUGAGUUAUUUUUUCUUGCGUCCAAAACUUUACUAUACUUGUCUGUACACAUAUAGUCCGCAGUUGUAUACUUAUACGAGAGACCAUAAUGUCGCAAUGCCACUUUGCGACGAAAUAUACGAAGAAAUAAAUAUAAUGAGCAAUAUAUAAGCGAGAGAGAAAAAGUUUGAAGUGUAUAUCCAUCACUUGUGUAUGUAUAGCUAGGACAAUUAAAAGCGCGAAUACUUAUUCAAACGCUGCAAACUAUGCCAAAUGACGGCCAGGUGUGUUCGAUCGGUUUGACGAUCGGAAUUAUAUAAAGCUAUAAUUACAAAUAUAUUACAUACAAUAUGUAUCGUGUAUUUUAGAUAGAGAUGUUCUCAGUAGCGCAGUGUUUGUCAUUUAACUUUUUUCUUUUCUUCGAAAAAAAUUAAUAAUAAACUCAAUAAUCGAAGCUUUGAAGAAAAAAUCUAUGGACUUGAUAUUUCUCUCUCUAUUGUUCUUAUACUAUGUAGAAAUAUUUUUUUCGGUUGUUCUUCUUACAUACGAUAUUAUAUUUACAAAUUGUUUUUCUUAUACUAGACGCGCACCGAAAGACGGCUAUGAAGUUUUUUCAUGUUUCUAUAACGUUUUCGUUAUUAUAUUUUUUUAUGUUCAAAGUAAUAGCGAAUCGCAUGACGAGAGCGUGCAAAACGAUUUCUAGAUAUAUUUAUAUGCAAGAUUAUUUUUUUAAGCGAAGCAUGUAAAGCAGACAAUUUUCGUUCCGAUAAUGUUCAUCCUAUCUCUACUAUAUUCUUCUGGUACUUGUGAAUUUUUAUAGAAAAAAAGAGAUGCAUUGUAAUCGAAUAAAUAUACCGACGACAUUCUGUACUUGUAUAGUGACUUGUAUUGAUAACACUUUGAGGUUACAAGUUUGAACUUUGAAAAUUAUAAUAUAACAAUACAUAAUGUAUUAACAUGACAUAUACUGUGUUCUCUUUCACGAAUACCCUACUCCUAUUUAUCAAAUUUAGAAUGUAAAUAAAGCAAAAAAUUCGCGCCGUAAAAAAAUGAAGGCUGCACAAACGUAUUAAAAAUGUGACGCAAAAAAUAAAAAAAAAAUUAAUCGAAAUAACACAAAAUUAUAAGUAAUACCUAUAAACAUUUAAUAUAUUUGGCCAUGAAUUCAAAAUUUUAAGUUCAAACCGAUACCACCAGGCAAGUCCACGGACGAAACGCGCUGACCUUCUCAAGCUCAAUGAUUCGAG
This is a messenger RNA of Nasonia vitripennis (jewel wasp), 8861 nucleotides long. RefSeq lists its product as uncharacterized. Gene Ontology annotation, cellular component: nucleus. Lineage: Eukaryota; Metazoa; Arthropoda; Insecta; Hymenoptera; Pteromalidae. Gene Ontology annotation, biological process: regulation of transcription by RNA polymerase II. Gene Ontology annotation, molecular function: DNA-binding transcription activator activity, RNA polymerase II-specific; RNA polymerase II cis-regulatory region sequence-specific DNA binding. The transcript has 4 exons. The record is from RefSeq and is a predicted model, not a curated record. The coding region runs from base 358 to 5628 and encodes 1756 amino acids.